CAUAAAUCAUAUGGUGAAAUUUAUCAUAAACUGUUAGCAUCACUUGUAAGUAACACGCUGCUUUUCAUUCAACUAAUGCUGACAGAUUCAAGUUAAUUUUACUAUGAUUAUAACAGAGGCUACUAGAGGUAUUCAGUAUAGGCUAUUUAGUUCAUAUUUAACACUAUAAACAUCAGUACCUGUCGUUAGAAGAAUGUUUUCACUUUUAAAUUUCUGUCAACAAUAAUCCCCAACAAGAAAAACAUGCAGAGGACUAUAAUUAUUAAUAGCUCUGCACUUAACAACUACAAAACGCUAAAAUUCAACAUUACCGUAAUAAAUGUUUGUUGAUUGGCAAUAUUUUCGAUGAUGGAUUUUCUUCGAGGAGAUCCCAAUUUCCAGGAAGCAAGUCAUGUACCGGUACACAAAAAAAGAUCAAUUCAUUUGAAAGCAAAUUCAAAAUGUACACGAAGUUUGAUUGUCCGUCUACAGAAGACAUAAAGGAAAAAGAAAGGAAAAUUGAAUCCUUCAUCGGACAGAGAAAUCAGAUUGAUGUAGAAAACUGUGAUAAAUUGAACUUCUCAGAUAAAACUUUUAUUGAUCUGUACAUACAAAAGCUAGAAAAAAAGAUUUGUAAGCUACAGUCUAUUACAUCUGAAACAAGAAUAGAAAGUGCAUCACAGGAAAUCGGAGAAGAAUCUUGCCAGAAAUUAAAUCAUCGUAACAAGUUUUCCUGCCAAGAGACGAAAAAGAAUCCGGAUCCUAACAAGUUACGCUAUGAUGAAAGUUGUUUGGAAAGUGGGUGUUUUCCAGAUAACUUUGCCUACACACUGAAGGCGAGAGACUGGGAUGCCGAGUAUGAACAGUUGAUGCACAAGGAUAUGCCUCCACUCGACUUGCCGUCCUGGCCUGAUGGCUCAUGCGAACCUCCUCACAGUCAAGCUCUAGAAUGCCAGCAGCCAAAAUGUCAAAUGAAAUUGCCACCAUUAAAAAAAGAGCCGAGAAUAAAGCUGAACAGUGAUGAAGUCAACAAAUUGUUGGCUGAUUAUAAUUCGAUGAAAAAAUGUGCAGAGGCACCACCAGUGCCACCCAAAUGGCGUACUGCACCUUCCUACAGUUUUUUAUAUGAGGAUGUACCACUUGAAUUUACGCUCUUUUCAAAGAAAGCAUUUGACGAAGAUUAGAAUACACAAAACUGCACUACAGAUACAUUGAUGAAUAGUUAGUUAUAAUUCACAAAAAUAAACAUUUGACAAACUGA
Molecule: messenger RNA, 1240 nt
Organism: Nilaparvata lugens (brown planthopper)
Lineage: Eukaryota; Metazoa; Arthropoda; Insecta; Hemiptera; Delphacidae
Exons: 6
Coding region: 441-1163 (240 amino acids)
Source: RefSeq, a predicted model, not a curated record